Messenger RNA from Abrus precatorius (Indian licorice), 1272 nucleotides. Its product is annotated as monooxygenase 2-like. The coding region runs from base 1 to 1272 and encodes 423 amino acids. The record is from RefSeq and is a predicted model, not a curated record. Lineage: Eukaryota; Viridiplantae; Streptophyta; Magnoliopsida; Fabales; Fabaceae. Gene Ontology annotation, molecular function: FAD binding. The transcript is spliced from 6 exons.
AUGGAAUCGGGAGUUGAAGACAUUGUGAUUGUGGGAGCUGGAAUUGCAGGCCUCACAACAUCCUUAGGACUUCACAGGUUGGGAAUCCGAAGUUUGGUGUUAGAAGCUUCAGAUACUUUAAGGAUCACUGGGUUUGCUUUAACAACGUGGACAAAUGCUUGGAAAGCCUUGGAUGCUGUUGGUGUUGGAGACCUUCUUCGUGAGCAACAUGUGCAGCUAAAUGAGAAUGUGACUACUUCUUUGAUUACGGGGCAACAAACAUCAAGCUUGUCUUUCAAUGGCACAGGAAAACACGGAAACUGUGAAGUUCGUUGUGUUAGAAGACAGUUAAUGUUGGAAGCUCUUGCCAAGGAGCUUCCAAGUGGCACCAUAAGGUACUUGUCAAAGAUUGUUGCUAUUGAGGAAUCUGAAUCUGGCUUCUAUAAGAUACUCCAUCUUGCUGAUCGAACAACUAUAAGAACCAAGGUAUUGAUAGGGUGUGAUGGAAUAAACUCCACUGUGGCAAAGUGGCUAGGCUUCAAUGAAACCUCUUUCACGGGGAGAUAUGUAAUCAGGGGUUACACAAAGUUGGUGAACAAUCAUGGGCUUCAACUCAAAUUCAUGCACUACUUUGGGAAAGGGUUUCGAUCUGGUGUAAUUCCUUGUGAUGAAAAAACCAUUUACUGGUUUUUAACUUGGACUCCCACCAGCCAAGACAAGGAGCUAGUAAAGAACCCAGCUAAAAUGAAGCAACUUGUGUUGAGCAAGCUUGAGAAGAUGCCAAGAGAUGUCAAAUCCUUUAUUGAGAAAACAAAAGUAGAAGAUAUUUUAACAUCUCCAUUGAGAUAUAGAAAUCAAUGGGAGCUCAUGUUGGGAAAUAUUAGUAAAGGCAACGUUUGUGUUGUUGGAGAUGCAUUUCACCCCAUGGCCCCUGAUCUUGGCCAAGGUGGAUGUUGUGCUUUGGAGGAUGGGGUUGUUCUUGCUAGGUGUGUAGCUGAGGCCUUCUCCCAAAAACCAAGCAAACAUACCAAAGAGAUGAGUGAAGAAGAAAAUGUUAAGGAGCAAUAUAAAAAGAUUGAGGUUGCCUUGGGGAAAUAUGCAAAUCAGAGAAGAUGGAGAAGUAUUGAUAUUAGUAUUACAUCUUAUGUUUUGGGUUUUGUUUUGCAAGGUGAUUUUAAAUUGGUUGCACAUUUUAGGGACAAAGUUUUGCCUACAUUCUUAGCCGAGUUGCUGUUGAAGAAGUCAGAUUUUGAUUGUGGAACACUUAACAUCCCUAAGAUGAAGCAAUAUUAA